AUGAUGCGCUUGGCGGUGCAGCUCAUAAGUGCUCAGCCCGACGACCCGGAGGACUUUCUAUGGGCUCGUCUAGAAGCACGCAGCUUCAGCGAAGACGUGACGCACGAUGUAGCGUUCUCCGCCGGUGGUUACCCAGUUGUGCGCCCCGAGGACCCGACGCAGGUGAGCCUGCUAAAGGAUAUUCCAGUGACGUCCCCAGGCUACGUGGUAGCAACGGGUCUGCUGCCGCUGCUCUUUGCAAGAAAGCCGGUGGACCCAAUCAUCUACCUUUUUUAUCACAUUGGCAGUCGCGCACGUUCCAGCGCUGCCCAGUCGGUGCACUCCUCCACACGGCACCUGCACUUCGAUGAUGAGGAGGAGAACGGGUUUGAUGCCGAGAGCUGCACCUCCCGAGAGUUUGAUGAUGACAGCAACUUCGCAGCCGAUGACACCGCCGAGGUGGGCAGCGCCGGUGGCUCAAUCUCAAUGAUCCCUCUUCAGCGGAAAGGCUCUUUGGGCAGUCUAUUCGACAGCGCGGCUUCGCCCACCGCGCAGUUGCCGCGCCGCCGCUCGGAUCGGUCAGACAACGUGCGUCAUCGCCUGUCCCAGAGCGCGGCAAUGCCUCGCAGCGGCAGCACACGGCGCAACACGACGGGUGCAACGCGCACGUCGCGGGACACAACUGCUACACAGCCCCUUCCGAAAGAGCUCGCCGCCCUCAGCGGGGGUAGCUCGGCGCAGAAGCGCGUUAGUGUUGCACAGCAAGAUGGGAAGCAGCGUUCGCCGGUGCACAGCCAUCAUGACAACAGCGCCGGGUCGGCGGCUGAUAUUGGCAGCAGUGCCCCUCGACCCCAGCGAAUUCCCUCAGGUAGUGCUGCCGCCAACACGCUGCACUGCAUCGAGUCCGACGAGCGCGUGCGUGUGUGCAGCGAAUUCGAGGUCCUGCGCCUGCGCGAGGAGCUGCGGCUCGAGCGUCUGCAACACGAAGUCCGCACCCUCACACGAGAGUGCGAGUACCGCAAGCAAGUGGCGCUCUUGAACAGAACAGACCGCAUGGCCGACCGUGCCGCUGCCAUGGCGCAAGAGGCACUCGAAGAAGCGCACAAGUACCGGGCCUUCCUGUGCGCUCAGAUUGACCAACUAGAGGUGGAGCAGCAGCGGCAACUACGACUGGUUUCGCAGCACUUGGGCCAGCCGUCGCCCUCUCUCUCUGCUGCGGGGGUGUCCCAGCUUCCAUCACCGAUCUCAGGAUACCGUCUUGGUGCUGAGGCCCCGUUGCGGUACGCGGAGUCGCAAGUGCCAAGUGAGCUGGAUAUCUUGAAGAAGCAGGUGGAGCUGCUCACAAUGGAGCAGGUACGCGCACGGAGUAUGGGGUAUGGCGUGACCCCUGGCUACGCGGCAGCCGCUCCGCACACAACGUGGCUCCCUAUCUCUGUGGCGGGGGUCACCGAGUCGGCACGUGCGUCCUACAUAAAGUAA
Leishmania braziliensis MHOM/BR/75/M2904 is the source of this 1458-nucleotide messenger RNA. RefSeq lists its product as hypothetical. The transcript has a single exon. The coding region runs from base 1 to 1458 and encodes 485 amino acids. The record is from RefSeq and is a predicted model, not a curated record. NCBI's taxonomy places the organism in Eukaryota, Euglenozoa, Kinetoplastea, Trypanosomatida, Trypanosomatidae.